Messenger RNA from Ceratina calcarata, 3197 nucleotides. RefSeq lists its product as uncharacterized. NCBI's taxonomy places the organism in Eukaryota, Metazoa, Arthropoda, Insecta, Hymenoptera, Apidae. The record is from RefSeq and is a predicted model, not a curated record. The transcript has 12 exons.
AUGGAGGCUCAAUACGUCGUUUGCGUGUGCCUCGCACUGUUUAAUUUAUUGGUACCGAUCGCAAGUGACGAUUUACAAGGUCCUAAGAAGAUAGCAGAGACGUACGACGGACCCCCUGGGGGAUGCAUGUUCGCCGAUUGCAGUGCGGACCAAGUCUGCGUGUAUAGAAGAUUUCGUUGUAGGGUCCCGCCCUGUCCCGGAAUGCUGUACUGCGCGGGAUCGCGAACAGAAUCCUUGAGAGGUCCUGCUACCUGUGAAACCGUACAGUGUCCCUACAAACACGUGUGCAUGAUAAAAGUACGCCGCUGUCGAUGGGACACAAGGUGCGAGCAACAGAUGGCAAGAUGUGUAUCUCUGAAGGAAUUCCACGAAGGUCCCGCGUCGUGCGCCGGGUUCAAGUGUCCUCAAGGGAAGCAAUGCAUCCUUCGGGAGUCGUUCUGCGCGAAACCACCUUGUAGAUUGUUAAGAAGCUGCUCGGAGAACAGGGAAGUGCACCUUUGGCUCGGAAGAUGCAGAAGUUUGAACUGUCCAUCGGAGCACGAAUGCUUCCUGCGGAGACCAGAGAACAACUGUAUAAGUCCGUCAUGUAAACACGAACCGGAUUGCGUAACGACGAACGUGGACGAAGCGACGAGCGAGCAUUGUCGCGGAUGGAUGUGCCCACGGGGGCAGACGUGUAACGCCGAAGUCGUCGAACCUUGCGGAAUGAACGGCUGCGACGUUAAACGGUAUUGCCGCGAAUUAAAGACAGUGGCGAGGAACGAUUCCUCUUCCUUUUCGAGAAGGUCCUUGAGAAACAAGAGUGAAACGUCUGAAGGACAGAGUGAGUCUCGUUUAAUUCACAUCCUUUCCUUACAUAGAAAAUCUAAUGAUACAAACUAAAAUUGAUAACGUUUUAACACCAGUAUGCCUCGAUCAUGGCUCGAUCACUUAAAUUCGAAGACAGAGUUAGACGCCAUCGAGCUUUGGAUAAAAAACGCCGAACAGCAAAAAGACUUCAAGGUAACGAUCGUAGAUCCCCGAAUCACCCUUUCGCACGCCGUUCCAUACAGUAAUUUUGACUCGCAGCAAUUUCAAGAAUGGCUCCGAUCCAUCAAGAACAUCCUCGACUCCGGCAGCUACAAGGACUGGCUCGAGGAGAUUCUGUCGUCGCGCGGCGAAGAAUUUCGAAAAUGGGUACGAGCCUCGCACGACAGUCUCGAUCUACCGACGACGACGCGUGCGGUGACAGAAAAUCCAUACCCACUUCGAGACAGCGGAACGAACACAUCGGACGAUUUGAAUAAACGAGUCGAAGAGAUCGAGUCUUUUUUGCGGGACAAAAAUUUGACGAGCAUCCUCGAGAAAAUACUCGUCCCGAACAGGAUUUUACUGCCACCGCACACGGCUUUGGAAACGGGGCUCCUGAAUAAUCUGAGGAAAUCGAAUCGCUCCCUGUUUUUCAAUUACCUUCUCAAAUACCCGUUUUACGUGGGCAAUCAAUUUUUAUCGGUGCAACCGCCGAAGAUCGAGAAUACCUACGACAGACCAUACCUCGUGGUGCCAGUGGAACAUAUCAAGGACUUGGCGAACGCUCCGAUCGUUAAUUCCGACGCAACUCCGAAGGGUGAACAGGCUGGUAAUCGGGGUAAUGCUGAUUCCCAGAAUAAUUUGUCACCUACGAGAGACGAGCCACUGUCCUUGUGGAUAGGGGACGCGAAGAGUCCUGUCCAAGAUUCGAUUAAUCCGCCAAACGAGAGAGACUCGAAGGACGAGCCUCGGUACUUCGACGACGUCCCCGCAGACAUGUUAGAAUUAUUCCUUAAAUCUACACAAUCGAUCGAUGAGAAGCCCAGAGAACGAGACAAUUCACUUACAAUCAUAACAGACGAACAUGAUCAAAAUUUCGAGUGGAGUUCAAUGCCUCGUGGCGAAGUACAUACAGACAGGAACGAGGACGUGACUCAUUUUUCUCUGUUUGGCGGCGAUCGGUUCGAAGCUGAUCACGAGCCAAGGAUCAGCAUCUUCGUCGACGAAUCGGACGACGAUCGAUCUAUUAAUCACUCGGGUCGAUUAAACGACGUUCAUUCAUCAUCGGAACUGAACGAGAACAACGACGAUUCGGACUUAGAUCUACUGUUCGCGUUGAACAAGGACGGCCUGUUGCCUUACAUACAAACUCUGAUGGAAGUCAUAAACGCGGAGGACGAUCAAACGGAACCGAGACCCGACGGAAGUUCACCGAAAAAUUUUGUAAACGACAGAGCAAAAUCUAUGACGGCCGAACUGAAAGUUACGACCGUCGAGAAAAUCGAGAACGAUGUACGCGAGCCGGAUUCCGUGGGAACAGUGUCGGUUCAACAGGAAAAAAGUUCGGAGCCUGUGUCCAUUUAUCCCGAACAGGAAACCAACGUUCGGCAAUUUUACAACCCACCCAGUUACGGUGCCAGUAACGCAGAGAUUCCUUUUCAGGAUUAUUCGUACGUCGACUACAAUCGGACUGAUUCGAAAUCUUCCAACGAUCAAUAAACAUUUGAUCGGUCGCUCUUAAUAAAGAAACUUCGAAACCCGAUUCGUCAGAUAGAAUCUAGAGAUGUAGAAAAUAAAGAUGUUCCUGCUUUUCGAUCGACGCAGCAUUAAAACGUGUAUUUAUAUAUCGACAGAACUGUUGCCCUCGCAAAAACAUAAAUUAUGCCUCGGUUUGUAAUGAAAUUACGAUGAAAAGAGAUCGACGCGUGUUCGAUGCUCGAUCUCGUCGAAAGUAGGGACGUGAAAUGAAGCGCGAAAGAGAGAUACGAGAAAACUUAUGUAAGUCGUGAAAUCAUUUCCAUCCUGUCAUUAACUUACAUGCGUUACACGCGUUGGAAUGACUUUCAUUGGAAGGAUCGCUCUCGUUGCGUAAAAUACGACGGUUCGUAGAAUAAUUCAAAGUAUCAUCGUCGGUCACGCGGUUCUUGAAAAGUGAGAACGAUUGCAUCGAAGCGUGUAACGCAGUAACAUUGGCAAUGAUUUACGAACAAUGACUGCCAUGAGACGUGAAAAUUUCGAGUGUUUCAUUGACUUGGAAUGAAAUGCUAUGUCCGGUCAGAAAUUUGCAAAAAUGAAUGCCAAUCAGAAAUAAGAUUAAUAAAUUAAUAGUUGGAACGUAUUUUUCAUUAGGAUCGGUGACAAUGAUUUGCAGAUUUAAAAAUGCGAAUUUUCAUCGUGAUUAGCCGGUG